Molecule: messenger RNA, 1365 nt
Organism: Neocloeon triangulifer
Lineage: Eukaryota; Metazoa; Arthropoda; Insecta; Ephemeroptera; Baetidae
Exons: 4
Coding region: 258-911 (217 amino acids)
Biological process (GO): regulation of transcription by RNA polymerase II
Cellular component (GO): transcription regulator complex; nucleus
Source: RefSeq, a predicted model, not a curated record
AUAAGAGCUUAUUUUAUUCGAUUGGGCUUCGGCCACUCCCCCCUUACUCUAUGUGGGCUUCAAAAAUAAGCUCGGCCAGACCUCUGGUCGAGCCAGACGUUGUUUUUGAGGCGCCUGCGCACAGUGCUCAAAGUGACGUAGGUCAUGAUUUUUAAAACUCGCGCGCACAACCAACCCACAUGGUUUUGCCCGCUGAAAUUGAUAAACAUAGCUGCUCUGUGCUCGCAGACUGUGUGAAUCCUUGAAUUAUUUCGAAAAUGAGCAAACCCACCGUUCCAAAGGUUAAAAAACCUAGGAAAAAAACCCCAAUCUUGCCGGACCUGAAGCCUGAGGUUGAGGUGACGGACGCAGAGAAGGAGAAACUCAUCGACUUGGUAAAAAUAACCCCCAGCGUAUGGGACACUUCGUCUGAAGACUACAAGAACUCAAAAGACGUUGAGGAAACCUGGAAAAAGUGGAGUCGUGAAUUAAAAUUUGACUGCAAGAAUACUUUCAAAAAUCUCAGGAAUAAUUUCUCAACCCAACGCAGAUCAAACACUGACUCGUCACGAAGUGGAUCGGAAGGAGGAAAAAAACAAAAACUUUUUAAGUUUUAUGACAAAAUGAUGUUUCUGAAUGACGUAAUCAUUAGUAGGCAAAAAUCUUCAAAGACUGUUUCAAGCAUGGAAUAUAAGCCAAAAUCAACACCCACUGAAUUGGAAGAACCUACUGAUAUUGUCGAUUGUGAAGAUCCUGAGUUGGAGGAAGACAACUUUGAGGAGGAGACACCAAAGCGUAAGAAGAAGAGGUCUGCCAACUUUGAUCUAAUUUCAGACACAGUUGGCAUGAUAAUCGAUAACUGCCCAAACUACCAACACCACCACCUGCUAAGGUCAAGCCUGGCAGCUUUGAAGCUUUUCCAGAGCCACUGAUUCAGUGUUUAGUCACAUGGGGAAAUAUGCUCAAGGACAAUGAGAUAUCUGGAGACAUAUUGAAGACAUUUUCAAGGACUGUUCAGAGACAAAUUCUUGAUCUGGCUGAAAGCAAUCAGGCCAUUUAUGAUCACUACUGAUUGAAUAUUUGGGCACAAGUGCAAUUAAACCCUUUUAAUCUUUUUAAAACAUAAGCAAUUUUUCAUUAAGUGCAAUCAUCUUUUGUUAAACCAAACUUAUUUAAAUGAAGACUUGUUUGUGUUUUUAUUAACCAGUUUUACUUUUAAUCAGGUUGUAUUUUUCUACAAAAACCUAAAUUAAAAUGCGCAUUUAAUAUGUUUAAAAUUAAAACUUAGUGACAAUAUUUACACAAUUUCCAUCUGGAAGGUUUAAUUAAAACAACUUGUUUAUUGAUAUAAAAAUACAUGUAUUUUUUGAAAGGAAAUAAAAGUUU